Messenger RNA from Vicugna pacos (alpaca), 1225 nucleotides. The record is from RefSeq and is a predicted model, not a curated record. Lineage: Eukaryota; Metazoa; Chordata; Mammalia; Artiodactyla; Camelidae.
UCUGCUCUGCAGGGGGGCUCACAAGCCCUGGGAAAUCCUGGCAUCAUUCCCCAAAGGCCACGAAGUGAUCAUGGAGCAUCUCCUGCAGAGGUUGACUGCGCGCCGGGGGUCCUGGGCCCAGCAGCCUGGCAAUGGAGUGGAGAUCUCCCCUCUGAUUGCCACCAGGGCCCUCCGUGAGCUGCUGCUGGAGCCCAGCCAGAGGGUGGAGGCGCACGCCUUCUUCUCCCCGCUGUUCGUGGCCCUGCUGCUGCAGGCCUCCUCCCUCCUGGGGGCAGGGGCCGCGGAGGCCUUCUGGGGCCAGCAGCACCUGGCCGACUGGACGGACCCUGUCAGCUGCACCGUGGAGGCCCUGAGAACCUUGAUGACAAGCGCAGGCUAUGGUGACCAUGUGUCUUACGUUGAGAAGCUGGGGGGCUGGGAGCUGCUCACCAGCCCGGAGAGACACCUUGAGGGGGUGGCCCUGCUGGCCAGGGCCAUGGUCACCAAGAACUGCUGGCACAGCCGCCCCGUCUUCGGCCUUGUAGUUGGGAUCCUCCAGGACCUGGACCACGAGAAUCACCUGACGGCGCUCACGUUCAUGACCGAGCUCCUACAGUGCCCGGACGUGGCGGCCAUGGUGGACAAGGUCACGCUCCGCAUCCUGGCGAGCUGGCUCCAGUGCGAGGAGCCGGCCGCAGUGAAGCUGCUGCUGCAGGCGGUGGAGGUCUUCGUGAAGCACGGGAACAUGGGGAAGCAGCUCCGCGCCCUGCAGCCCUAUGUGCUGAACUGCUGCUACUCUGCGGACGGCGGCGUCGUGGCCGAGACCUUCCAGGUGCUCAGGUACCUGGUGGAGCACCUCACCUGGCAGGACUCCUCCUCCUUCCUGAUCCAGCUCGCCUUCACGCUCGGGCCCUUCCUGGAGGAGGAGUCAGAACACCUGCGCUUGGAGGCCUUCGAGGUCUACGGGGCUGUCCUGGCCAAGGUCCGCCGGAGAGUCCUUGUCUUCCCCUUGAAGCACCAGGUCCUCAGCUUGCUGGUCCUCCUCGUGCUCCACCUGGAGGAUGUGAGCGUCCCCGUGGCUCAGAUCUCCCGGCCCGCCCUCUGCCACACGGCCACCAUACUGGGCUGGUGGAAGCUCAGAGUGAUCUUUGCCGAGAAGGACGUUUGGACGAUCCUCAGAGCGCUGGCCAGAUCAUCCAGACCCUGAGCACGGAAGAGGCCCGCGAGGCCGAGGACGCGUAUAGCG